Gaeumannomyces tritici R3-111a-1 is the source of this 3189-nucleotide messenger RNA. RefSeq lists its product as hypothetical. The record is from RefSeq and is a predicted model, not a curated record. NCBI's taxonomy places the organism in Eukaryota, Fungi, Ascomycota, Sordariomycetes, Magnaporthales, Magnaporthaceae. The coding region runs from base 514 to 2259 and encodes 581 amino acids. The transcript has a single exon.
GGCUGGAACGCCCAACCACGACCUUCGGCUCUGUGCGCGUUCGCGGAAUGGCUCUCGUUGACGUGCUCUUGAUAAACAGGUAGAUGCCCAUCUUCCUGUCGCCUUCUUUUCUUGGAGCGCCGCGCAUCUUCACGCAGCGCAGUGACUCACCCCUCUCUGGCUGCCUUCCUGCACGGUCGCAUUUGCCUGCUCUAUUGUUGCUCAGGUUGCUUAGCUCCGAAUCUCCGUGCGUCGAAGUGGCGCGCUUCUGCCUUGGGCUGCCAGAACUGCUGGGUUCGCCUCUACAAAUAUAUGGUUGAGGAGCCGGCCAGGCACUCAAAUCUGCCACGAGCCGUCUCUACCUCUACCUUUAUCCCUGUUUCUCGCGGUUUCUAUACCGCAACCAGGCCCUGCGCGUGGCCCAUCGACCUCGUGGACUCCCUGAGACAGUCGGCGGUUGUUCGAGACCUCUGGUUGGGAGGUGUGAGGCCGUGCGACGCUCGAUAUCCUCAAGACAGAGUCCGGUGACGGAACAUGUCCACCUAUCGCAGACGACCAGAGGUACCCGUCGAGAGUUCAUGGCGCAUGGUUGAGGGCGAGCACGAUAGCUUUGAUACAUCGAUAGUCCCAGACGACGAGGACAUUAUUCUCUCCAGCGACCCGUCCCAGCUUUCCUUUGGAUCCGCCGGGCUGAGCUUCGGUAACUCCCAAGACGACAACCUACAGAACUUUGUGAACAAGGCCGAGGACGAGAAGGUCAUCCUCAGGACGCCAUUCCGCCCCUCGGUACCUCCAUCUGUCAGACACGCCUCGACGGGCGAGCUCAGGCAUCCCCACUCCCCGGAUCCCGAGUUCUACAUGCCUACAAUCUCGGUGGACAGCUCCCGUCGGGGGAGCUCCAGGUCGGUGGCGACCAUCAGGGCGGGAGAUGGACACACGCUGCGACAACGACAACCGCUGGGCGACAUCAGCCCGAGAGCUCGGCCAAGGGCUCGGGAGAGUCGGCGGGCAGGCCCCGAGUCCGAAGAGGCAGAUCUAGGCGGACGGCUCGCUAAUUCCGUGCCGGCUGCCGUGCUUGACGUCUUCGGUUGGACUUUCGGCGUUGUCGGACAGGCGUUCCGGUAUCUACAAAAGCCCUUGGCCGUCGUCCUGGCCAUCUACCUAUUCUUCGGCGGCCUCAUCAUCGCUCAAAACAUGGCAACAAAGUCUCUCAUGACCUCACUAUCCCCGAUAUGCCGCAUCCCCGGAAUGUCAUGGCUGGACCUACCUUUUUGUCCGAACAUCGUCCCUAGGGGGGCGGGGAAGGGCGGUUCGGGCGGAUUCCCAGUCGAGUUUGAAGGUCUGAUGAACAUCCAGGACCGGUUCGAGGAGGUGCUCGAAAAGAGCGUGCAAGGGGCCGACCUCCCCAUGGAGAUGAGGCGGACCGAGAUGGCGGUGCGCGAUCUCCGCACCAUGGUGCGUUACAGCCACCUACAGAGCAAGGACGAGCUCCUGCUCGAGUUUGACGGCUUCAUCAAGGCGGCCGGGGCGACGUGCAGCGACCUCACGCGCUUCAACACGCGCGUCGGCUCGGCGAUCGACUCGGUUAUCAGCAUCAACCGGUGGACGUCGCGAUACAUUAGCAGCCUGACGACGGAGAAGGAGUCGCAGGGGUGGGUGUCGGACGUAGCGGCGUGGGCGCUGGCGCCGUUCCAACCGGUCGUGCUCUCGGACCAGGUGAUCCUGGAGCAGUACGUGGAGCACACGGCGUUGGUGUCGGACAAGAUCGCGAGCCUGGUGGUGGAGGCGGAGGCGGUGUUGCGGACGCUGGGGCGGGCCGACGAGCACCUGGGCACCAUCUACGACUUUGUGACGCGGACGCAGAAGUCGGUGCAGUCGCGCAAGGGUGAGAUCCUCUGGACGCUUUGGACGCUCGUCGGGGCCAACAACCGGCCGAUCCACAACCUUAACGAGCAGCUGUCGCUGCUGCGCACCGUGGACGGGCAGCGCGCCUCGGCGGUCCGGCAGGUCUCGGACCUGGUGCUCGAGCUCCUGAGCAUCCAGGCCGAGCUCGGCGACCUGCGCGACCGCGUGGCCAGCCCGGAGCUCGCGCAGGCGAGCAACGGCGGCGGUCGCAACGUGCCGCUCAGCGUGCACAUCGAGACCAUCGACCGCGGCGUCGAGCGGCUCGAGCAGGCCCGCGACCGCAUUCGGACCAUUGAGGACGACAAGGUCAGGCAGGUGCUGGCUCGGGGCCACCAGUCGGGCCCGGCGGACGGGAACAUGAUUGAGUCUUCGUGACGGGUCGGGCGGGCUGACUGGACUGCUUCAUUUUUCAUUCCUGGUUUCUUUUUUUUGAACGCGAGUUGAGUAAAGGAGAAACAUCGAGGCUCACGCAUCGGUCAUUGCCCUUGGUUGCUUGGAAUCCCGGGACGAUACUACAGACAUGGAAGAAGGGACUUGGAUCUGGUGUUUUGGGAUUGUGCAAGCUUGGAGAGAAGAGAUGACGCCGCAGCGGCCGGUUUGUGUUACCUUGUAUCCCAUCUUGGAUUAUCGCCGGCCGUGCAGGUUUUUGAUAACAGCGGGCAGAGAUAAUAUCCCACGGAAUACCAACCCAUGACUAGGGCUAGUUUGUGACGGAUGCUCGUGUGUGGCUGAUAGGAUUGAUAUCCGCAGGCGCCAGAGUAAUCCAGAGUUCCUGGUCAUCUUAUACACAGGGUCAAGACGAUCUAGUGUGCCAUCUUGUGCUACGUUGUGCUGCAGGAGCCGUUUUCUCGAGGUUCACUAUCAUGCCCCCUUCUCGUCACUAGCGUACCUAAGUAGUUCGACAUUGCGACACAAGUACUACCUAGAACAGGAUCAAAUGCCGUUUUUAGUGCAGAGCCAACCUAGCUAUAAAAUCCUCAGAUCAACCAUAUGCUCAAAUAUCGCAUGCACUUCUGUCAGGCGGGUUCUGGGUCCCAAGUAUUCUGCUCUUCCUAAUCUAGAGUAGCCCACCCGAAUACGGCGGGACAAUACCGGCCCAAGACAGAAGGCUCAACACAAGAUUGUCCACGCACGCCGGAAAUUCCUGCCGUCGCCAGCUGCAAGCCUUCGGCCAUGCCCCUGGGUCUGACCCCUGGGCCGGUCGCUGGCAGUUCCUGGCUCGUCCCUAGCGCGCAGCCCCUGGGACAUGGAACCGUGUACUCCACAUAGUCAGCAACAUCUGGUAGCCCGCCAUCAACGUCGGAA